UGUUAGGUUGUUGUGCGCAGUGCUCGAAGGCUGUAGCAGGAGCGAAGCUGAGCGUAGCCGAGUAACGAGCGGCGUAGCGCGUCGAGUGUAGACACGAGUGGAGUACGGAGUGGCAGUGGCUUGUGGCCGUAGUGGCCCAGCCCAGAGGCCCCAGUCAGUCUGUGGCAUUCCUUGUUGCAGUCGGGUCACGUAACGAGUAGCCGAGCUCCUGCGAGCCGCUCCGUCCGCGUCGUCAAGUUAGCGCUCGAUUUGGCCGUUUAAAGGGGGAAGAUAGGACGCCGCGACCAGGACGGCAUCGCUGAGAGUUCGGAGGAAGGGCCGCGCGCCGCCUCUGGCCCUCGUCCCGAGUGCUUUUCUCUCAUUUCGUCCUCUCGUGGGGCGAGCGAGGGAGGAGGAAUAGGAGGAGGAGGAGGUGGUGUUGGUGGCGGUGAAGAGGGAGGAAGAGUGACAAGGGCUUGGGAAGGGUUGGAGUUACGAGCUUACGCUGACAGGGUGGUGGCAAGUGGCGAGAGGACGAACGAACGGAGAUCCUUUUGAUCGCGUUAGUGUGACUCUGGCGGGCGUCGCGCCAGCGCGCCUCCAUAUAUACCUUCUUUCCUGCAGCUCUAAACAUCUUGGAGAGGAAUAAUCAAAGGUAAAAAUAAAGAUGCCGGAAGAACGGAAAGCCAGUUUUGGUCCAAUGGAAACGGUGACGGAAAAUGGAACGAGUUCGCCAAACAAGAGUCCUCUCAAUAAGGGUAAAUUAGUCCUUGCGAGGGUCACUCUCUUGGAUGGUAGUAUUAAAGACUUUAAUAUCGAAAGAAAGGCCAAAGGUCAAGAACUUUUAGAGAGAGUGUGUCAAAGCAUGAAUCUUCUUGAAAAGGAUUAUUUUGGAUUAAUUUACGAAGAUAAAUAUGAUCCAAGAAAUUGGCUGGACUUACAAAGGAGAAUCUCAAAGUUCCUCAAAAGCGAACCAUGGAAAUUCAAUUUCGAAGUGAAGUUCUAUCCAACCGAUCCAGCUCAAUUACAAGAAGAUAUUACACGUUAUCAGUUGUGCCUGCAAAUUAGAAAUGAUAUAAUCACCGGUCGAUUACCUUGUUCUUUUGUCACGCACGCUCUUCUUGGUUCUUAUCUAGUACAAUCGGAAGUUGGUGAUUAUGAUUCGGAAGAACACGGUAAAACUUAUUUGAGAGAUUUCAAAUUUGCUCCAAAUCAAACUCCGGAAUUAGUUGAGAAGGUGAUGGAUCUCCACAAAACACACAAAGGUCAGACACCUGCAGAAGCCGAAUUACAUUACCUUGAGAAUGCAAAGAAACUAGCAAUGUAUGGCAUUGACCUUCAUCCAGCUAAAGAUUCCGAAGGUGUAGAUAUUACUCUAGGAGUUUGUUCGACUGGUUUAUCGGUUUACAGGGAUAGGCUUAGAAUCAACAGGUUCGCAUGGCCAAAGAUUUUAAAGAUAUCCUACAAAAGGCAUAAUUUCUACAUCAAAAUUAGACCUGGCGAGUUUGAGCAGUUUGAGUCAACUAUUGGAUUUAAAUUAGGGAAUCAUAGGGCGGCCAAGAAACUUUGGAAAACAUGCGUCGAGCAUCAUACAUUCUUUAGGCUCAUGAGCCCCGAGCCUGUAAAGAAAGUUGGACUAUUGCCUCAUUUAGGAUCGAAUUUCCGAUAUUCGGGUCGAACGCAUUACGAAACGAAGAAGACGCCGAUCGAACGACAACCUCCGAAAUUUGAAAGAUUCCUCAGCGGACGAAGAUUAACGUCACGAAGUAUGGAUACCUUAGGUGCAUCGAAUACGCUUGAACCUUAUAGUUCGGAGCCGAGUAAGAGACACACAAUGAGUUAUGAACCGGAAGCGUUACCGGCGAUGGAGCACAUUGAUCAAAGACCAAGUCCCAUUAAAAAGCAUAAGGAAAAGCUCACGCGAAAAACAAGCGCCGGAACUACGUCGGCCAGCAGUGCAAGUAGCCUGGAGGGAGAAUACGAUGCUGACGGAAAGAAACCGGUCGGAGGGAUUGCGGUCCUACCGCCCGGUGGUAUUUCCAAGAAGAAGAAGGACAUUAAAAAUGAAAAUGAAAAGGAAAACCAUAAUGAUCUCAACAAAUCCGAUGUAAUAAAUGAGAGCUCGCAACUCGAGAGCAUUGACGAAAAGUUUUCGCCCGCGAAAAAGGAUUUGAAAAAGAAAGAUAAGAAAAGCGAAAAGACACCCGUCAAGUCUGACAAACCAGAGAAGGAAAAGAGAGAAAGGGUCAAGAGUCCAGUCAGUGGUUUUGGACUGUUCAGUAAGCGAGACAAGGACGACAAGCAGAAGAAACAAAAUAAAAACAAGGAGCUUAAUGACUCAAAGGACAAAGGCGAUCUCGAGUCGGACUUGUCCAUCUCCGAAAAGCUUAAAAAGAGUCCCGAUGACGAGAAGUCUGACGCUGAAAAGACGAUACCGAGCGACCCGGACAAAUUAGCUUUCACCAAGCCAUACGAGUACGAGGAACGCGAGAGCUCACCAACGAAAAAACGCUUCACGCCACAGGGUUUCAGCUACGAGGACAAGUCAGCUACGGCCAAACCGCGGGACCAGCAAUCACCGACCUCCGGUAGUAAAAAAGCUACCGGCCUAGCUUUUAAUUACGCUCCCGGGGAAAAGAAAAACGUGGAGGAGCAAGCCGAGAAAAGAAAGACGAAAGAGCCCGAGGAGAAGUCGGGGCCAAUCGCCGGGGCAAAUUUGCCACCUUCAAGCCUCAAAACGCCGGGUAUAAAUUACGUCGAAUCCGCGAGAUUAAAGGAGCAACAGAAGGGUCUCGGUCAGCCGACUGUCGCCCCGUCCGUAGUGACGAAACCCCUCGUUCAACCGCCAGCGCCGCCCACGACAGUCCCGGGUAAAGACGCCAAGAACGCCUCGGCGUUACUUAUUAAAAACGAGUCGCGGAGCCAGCCAUCCCCCCCGCCUCCGGCUUUGGCUGCUAUUGACAAAUCCGCCACGGAUUCGUAUUACCACGUGCUACCACUGCCCGAUGGCUCUCAAGUAAUCGGAGGGCUCGUCUUUACCAAGGACGGCAAGGCCCUCGAUCAGAGCAAUCUUGGUCCGGAUGGUGCUCGCGUCGUAGACGGCAAACUCUGCUCCAAGGACGGAAAGCCCAUUAGAAAAGCCGAUUUUGGACCUCAGGGUACGCACAUUAGCAAUGGUAUCGUUACGGGGAAGGACGGCAAGCCCGUGUAUCAAGAGUUCCUCGGCACCGACGACAAUUCCAUAAAGAACGGAAUCCUUUACGGUGCGGAUGGACGACCUCUUAAUCGACGCGCCCUCGGGCCCGAUCACUCGCUCGUAAAGGAUGGCAAGAUCGUGUCUAAGAACGGCAAGCCUCUGCAGUACAACAAACUCGGCGCUGAUGGCACGUACGUAAAGGAGGGCCUGAUAUUUGCUCAGGACGGUAGACCGCUGACUCAGGGCUCGUACAGCGCCGAUGGUAAUUACAUAGUCGGCGGAGUCGUCUGCAAGGGCGAUGGCAAGCCCCUCGAGCAGAUCGCUCUGUUGCCCGACUCGACCUACAUUAACGAUGGCUUGAUCUAUGGCCGAGAUGGCAAACCCCUUGCCAGUGGGGAUCUCGGCCACGAAGGCCACUACAUUACCGAGGGCAAAGUGUACGCCAAGGACGGCAAGCCCGUGAAGCAGGUGAGCUUCAGUUCCGACGGCUCGAUAAUCAAGGAUGGCUUGUUGUACGGCAAGGAUGGCAGGCUCUUGAACCAAGGCUCGCUGUUGCCUAGUGGUGGCCACUUGUUGCACGGCAAGAUCGUUGGAAAAGACGGGAAGUCCAUUAAGCACGCGUUUUACAAGCCCGACGGGAGCUUCGUCAAAGACGGCGUGAUAUACGCCAAGGAUGGACGGACACUGAAUCAGAUACCGUUGAUAGUGGAGGGGGCGUACGUUAAGGCCGGGAUGCUGUACGACCGGAACGGCGAGCCGUUGAAUCAAACUAUCUUCAAGCCCGACGAGACGAGCAUUAAGGAUGGCGUGAUCAUCGAUUCGAGGGGCUUGCCCCUUAAGCAGGGAAGCCUCGGUCACGAUGGCCUGACGAUUAAGGAUGGCACGAUCGUUGACAGAGAGGGUAAGCCGGCGAAGCAGGAGCCCCUCGGCUCGAACGGCAAUUACGCUAAGAAGGGUCUCGCUCACACCAAAUCCGGAAAGCUACUUAAUCAGGACUCGCUAAUGCCGGAAGGUAUGAUGAUCAAAGAUGGCAAGAUACAGACGAGAGAUGGCAAGCCCAUCAAGUUGGCGUUCUUCAGGCCCGAUGGUAGCUACGUGAAGGACGGUCUGCUUUAUGGUCAGGAUGGCAAGCUCCUGAAUCUCUGCUCCAGCCUCCCGGAGGACAGCUACAUUGCUAACGGCGUAAUAUUUAGCCACUCGGGGCAGCCGCUGGAUCGCGAUGUUUUUGGCUCGGAUGGCUCUUACGUGGCCGGUGGACUGGUGCACGAUAAAGACGGCAGAAUCGUCGUCGAGGGCGCAUUCGGGCCCGAUGGCAAUAAGAUCAGGCACGGCCUUAUCAUUGGGAGAGACGGGAAGUUGCUGACGCAGGACGAUAACGGGCCGGACGGCUUGGCCAUCAAAGACGGCAAGAUCGUGGACUCGCAGGGCCAACCGAAGAACCAAGCGUCGCUAUUACCCGAUGGUUGUUACAUAAGAAACGGCGUCGUCUACGACGUAAACGAGCGACCGCUAAGACAGGGCGCCUUCCGAACCAACGAGACUUACGUGAGGGACGGCUUGAUUUACGGAUGGGGCGGUCAGCUACUGAACGCGGGCACGGGUUUGCCAAUCGGAUAUUACGUACACGAGGGGCGCCUCUAUGGGAAAGACGAGCAGCCACUGAAUCACAGCUCGUUCGGCACCGAGGACGGCUACAUUCAAAACGGCUUCAUCUACGGCAAGAGCAUGAAGCCGCUGAGGCGAGGAACGUUUACCGACGAUGGCAGCUACAUCCAAGGGGGCUCGAUCUACGGGCCCGACCGUAAGCCCCUCAAUAAAAAAUUGACGACUCUCGUCAACAUAUACUAUCGAUACGGGCUCGUAUGCGACAAGGAUGGCAAGCCCGUGAAGGAGGCGAUAUUCAACGACGGCGGCACGACCAUUAAGAACGGAAGGAUUUACGAUCGGAGCGGACGAACCUUGACGCAGACUCGUGCCAAUCCUGACGGGACCAUCGCCAAGAACGGCCUAAUGCUGAGCCCCGAUAGGAAGCCGCUUUUACGGGGGCCUCUGGGCCCCGAGACAUCCUACGUAAAGAGCGGCAGGGUGUACGACGAGAGAGGCCAGCCACUCACGCAGGAGGCGUUCGGGCCCGAAGGCUUGAAGGUCCUUCAGGGUGUCGUGGUAGACGAGGCCGGCAAGCCCUUGAAGAGCGGAGCCUUUGACGGCGAGGGCAGCCUCGUGAAGGACGGGAUAGUGUUGUCGGCACUGGGCAAGCCUCUCGACAAACAUUACACGACCGUGGUCGUGACACUCGUGAAAAAGGGUUUGAUAUGCAACAGAGCCGGCGUACCUUUGGCAAACGGCACGCUCCCGGACGACGAAGGCGGCGGCUACAUUAAGGACGGCAAGAUUUAUGAAAAGAGCGGAAAGCUGAGAAGCCAAGAGCCCCACGACGACACUGGCGUAUUCAUAAAGAACGGGGUGCUGUACGCAAGCGGUGGUCAACCGCUCGAUAAAGAGAAUGUCAAUUUAGGCGAUUUCAAGGGCACGGCGACGAAACUGAACGUACCGAAGCUAAAGAAGACGGCGAUGCCCGUCAGCGCGCCGACGAUCGUCAAGUCAACGACGAAGCAGUCGAUGAUUAAGGAUCAAGAGGGUGUGAGGCAAAACGUCGAGCAAAGGGUCGAGGACCUGACACCUGGUGGAACUGGACAGGUUACCGUUUCAACGCAUACCAACAAGGCUGAGGCACCUACCGAUGGUACAACACCAUACAUAUCGGCAACAGCGGUGACAACACGCACAGCCACGAUGCACGAGGAUCUCGAAAAGAACCAAAAGACAAGUCAGGUCGAAGAAAAGACCGUAGCGCAUACAACAGCAACAAGCGCUACCAGGCAGGAACAACGCACCGUGACACAGGAAGUCAGGACUACGAGUCACGUGCUCUCCGGAGAACAGCUGUUUUCACGACGCCUCAGUACAUCGAGUUCAAGCAGUUGCGAUUCCGGAACACCGAUUGAUCUCGAUGACGAUCAACAGGCUUUCUGCAAUCAAUAUUACCAGGGAGAUCCAGCUGGUGUAGUCGCGACUGAAACGCAGAUCUACACGGGCGAACCUGAGAAUAAUGUGACGGCAACAACAACAGUACCAUUAGUAGGGACAGAAUCGAGGAAAGUGGCAAUAGAAAGCGAAGAUGGCAAUUAUAGCGCAAGUGGCGAAAUCGUUAGUUCGCAAACGAUUUCCAGUAAAACUCGUACAGUUGAAACGAUCACAUAUAAAACGGAACGAGAUGGAGUUGUUGAAACGCGAGUUGAACAAAAAAUAACGAUACAAUCGGACGGAGAUCCAGUUGACCAUGACAAAGCUCUCGCGGAAGCUAUUCAGCAAGCAACUGCAAUGAACCCAGACAUGACUGUUGAGAAAAUCGAAAUUCAACAGCAAACAGCACAGUAAUCUUGUAAAUUUAGAGAAUGUGGGGUACCCUAUCUAUUAAUUAAACGAGUCUUAAUUUCUAAGACUAAAAAUGUACUAUCAA
Messenger RNA from Ceratosolen solmsi marchali, 6695 nucleotides. RefSeq names its product erythrocyte membrane protein band 4.1 like coracle (gene cora). Gene Ontology annotation, biological process: actomyosin structure organization. The transcript has 15 exons. The record is from RefSeq and is a predicted model, not a curated record. Gene Ontology annotation, cellular component: cytoskeleton; plasma membrane. NCBI's taxonomy places the organism in Eukaryota, Metazoa, Arthropoda, Insecta, Hymenoptera, Agaonidae. Gene Ontology annotation, molecular function: structural molecule activity; actin binding. The coding region runs from base 647 to 6613 and encodes 1988 amino acids.